GACAGAGGCUGCUUCAGACAGCUGGCUCUGGCCUCUCCUGGUCACCACCAUGAUCAAGACCCCUAGUGACCAUCUGCUGUACUCCCUGGAGGGGCUGGUGCCCAAUGACUUUGAGAGGUUCAAGUUUAAGCUCCAGAACACCAGCCUGGAGAAGGAUCACUCCCGGAUCCCUCGGGGCCAGCUCCAGACAGCCAGGCCGGUGAAGCUGGCCAGUCUGCUGAUCACCCACUACGGGGAAGAGUAUGCUGUGCGGUUGACCCUGCAGGUCCUGAGGGCCAUCAACCAGAACUUCCUGGCAGAGGAGCUUCACAAGGCGACCGGCCCAGAGUGUCUGAUACAAGAAAGCGGCACUGACCGUUCAGCAACGUCUUGCUCCUCCAGAGAGAAUAAGCCCAAGGGCCUGAGGAUACCACAUGUCUUGGAAGGUGAUAGGCUGCGGCAAAGCGGUGACGGGGCCCCCGGCCUGCCAGCCAGCCAGCCUGAGUCUGGAAGAGUCCAGAAAAAGCCUCAGGGCAAACGGGGAGAUCAGAAGAGCUCCGAAGGCCUGGACUUGCCGGGCAAGCCAGGGGCCCGGAACAUGCCUCAGGCCUUCAAGAGAAGCCUGGACAAGCAGCAGGGGGAAAGGGGGAGCGAUCCUAUCAUCAGGCUGCGCCCAAACGCCAGCUUUUCAGGACUGACCUGUGGGUCCCUCGGAAGGGCAAACUCCAAGAUACGCGAAGCACAUUUACCUUCAGGACAGAAGCGCCCCAAAAGUCUGGAAAUUACCUUUUUUCAAGGAGAGAGAGAAGCUUCCAAUCCAGGAACUCUUCUGUCUCAAGAGAAAAUGAGAAGUGACAAUACAGACUCAGCAGCCACCCCCAGUCAAGUGCCUACUCUGGAUGUAGGGGCUACUGUGGCUCCAGAGAAAGGCUUCAGGAACCCAGAAUAUUCUAUGAGCCCGAAAGGGGGAGCAUUCAGGAAUACACUUUCUAAUGUAUCGUUGGUUAGAGCGAAGACCACCUGGGACCAUCCAGAACCUACGGGACCUUCUAAGAAAAAUGUAAUUGAGGGUCAAGAACCGCCUGAGCCCUUGAGGAUGGUGGUAGGUGGUGAGCUCCAGGAGCCUUCAGAUCUAGAAGUUCCUCCUUAUUCAGGAACUUUUUCCACUGCCGUGUCUCCAGGGAAGCCAUGGGAUGAGGCUGUGGACGUCCUCUGCCACGCCCAGGACGGAGGCCCGAUUGGUGGCACCCAUGUUCGUGAUUCCUGCAGAUACUCUGUUGCUUCUAGGGAUCCCAAGGCCUCUGCCAGCUGCUCAGCCAGCUGCCUCCAGAGCCAGGCCCCGCUCCCGGUAAAGAACUCCGGAGACUGCAAGCAGCAGGAGGGCUUGCAGAUGGCCAUCUUGAGCCCCAAGGACCUGCCACAUUGUGAACGGCACAUGAAGCAGGGCCAGGCGCUCUUCUGUGAGGACCACGGGGAGCCUAUCUGCCUCAUCUGCCGGCUGAGUCAAGAACACCAAGGCCACCGGGUGCGCCCCAUCGAGGAGGCUGCCCUAGAAUAUAAGGAGCGAAUUCAAAAGCAGCUGGUGUAUCUGAAGGAGUUGAGAAAAUCUGGGGAGGAGCAGAGAUCUCGGGGGGAUAAGAAGACUGCGGACUUCCUGAAGCAAACCGAAAGCCGGAAGCAGAGAUUCCGGCACCAGUUGAAGCAGCUGUACCAUUUUCUGGAGAAGCAAGAGAAGCUCUUCAUGGCCUCCCUAGAGGAGCUGGACCAGACCAUUGGGCAGGUCAGGGAGUCAUAUAGCACCCGAGUGUCCAGAGACAUUGCCCUUCUCGAUGAGCUGAUUGGGGAGCUGGAGGCCAAACAGUGCCAGCCGGAAUGGGAGCUCAUGCAGGACAUCGGAGUCACCCUGCACAGGGCCAAGAUGGUGACUGUCCCUAAGGCAUGGGCCACUCCCCCAGAGGUUGAAAAAAAGAUCCACUUGUUCUACCAGAAAUCGGGGUUUGUGGAGAAGAGCAUGAAGUACUUCUUGGAAAUUCUGCAUUCAGAAAUGAUCACCAUCAAUGUUCCAGAACUGAAUUGUGCUCAGGCAUAUGCCGGUAAGUGCCCUGACCAAGGCAAGUGGCUUUUCCCUGCUGGGUUCUGGUGCUCACCUCCACUGAAUUCUAGAAUAUCCCUGUCCAUGUUUCCUGAAGUUGGGGAGAGCCCUGUGGGGACGCUGCCCAUGGACCCCCAGACAGGUAUUCUGAUUUUCUCUGCAGUUAAUGUGAUUCUGGAUGCAGAAACUGCCCACCCCAAUCUCAUCUUCUCUAAGGACCUGAAAAGUGUGAGACUUGGAAACAAGUGGGAUCGUCUGCCUGACAAUCCAGAAAGAUUUGAUAGUUGCAUCAUCACCCUAGGCCUUCCAAGCUUCCUCUUUGGCCGCCAUUACUGGGAAGUGGAGGUAGGAAACAAGACAGGGUGGAUCCUGGGUAUCUGCAAGGCAUCCAUAAGCAGAAAGGGGAACAUGACUCUGUCACCUGACAAUGGCUGCUGGGUGGUGAUGAUGAUGAAGCGAAGUGAACUCCAGGUGUCCACCAUUCCCCCAACACGCCUGCAGAUGACGGAACCCCCCAGACGUGUGGGCAUCUUCCUUGAUUACACCACUGAAGACAUUUCCUUUUACAAUGUAACAAACAAAUCCAUUAUCUACACAUUCACCGGCGUCUCUUGCUCUGGGCCCCUUCAGCCUAUCUUCAGCCCUGGAACACAUGAUGGAGGGAAGAACUUGGAUCCUCUGACCAUAUGUCCAGUGGGUGGCCAGGGGCCUCACUGAAUGCCCAACACUUUGCAUCUCUCUUCUGGCUCCCAGCCUUGUAUCUUGAAUCUGUACACUCAACUGUCAUUACUGAACACCUACUGGGUUUCAGCUGCCGUGGGUAAUAUAACAAGAGAAUAGGCCUGUGCCCAAAAUGCCUAUGGAAUGGUAGCAGACAUAAGCUAGGUACACAAAUAUUGGUUAAACAAGGGUGAAAAGAGCACAUGUACUGAUGAUACUUCAAAGGAGGAAGUACAUGGCUAUUGCUUAAUAAAUCCUUGUUAUGAAUUAGCACCCUAAGAUACCCCUGAGCCAGAGAUCUCAUCCUCAUUUUCCCUCAGAACUCUAUGGCAAAGAUGUGUCCCCUCAUUCUAUCCCCCACUUUCUUGAGGACUUGGAGAUCUGAGAAAUAAAUCAAGCAGACUGGACGGUUAUAUUUUUGUACCUGGGUUAAAAUUUAAGAGCACUGGCUAGGCCUCAUAAAGAAAUCAAUUAGAAAAUUUGGUCAUAAUUGCACUCAAUUUGUUGUGAGAUCCCAUUUCCCUACUGAACACCAUGAAAAAGAUGGAGCUGAUGGAGUGGAAAAACACUGGACACAGAUUUCAAAUGUCAGCUUUUUAAAAAAAAAUCUGGUCCUGAUCUAUGGAAAGUCUGUGGAAUAGCAGGUGUUCUAGUUCAGAGAUACUUCCCCUAUCAUCCCCCAUUUAAAGGGAUGCAAAGGGAAAGGAUGUAAGAAGAGGGGAAAAAAAAGAAUCAAAUGAAUAUUAGACUCUAAACCCCUCAUAUCCCAACUCAUCUUUCCAACUUCAUGCUACAGCCUAGGCUAGACUCAGGUUCUCCAUGGUUAUGGCCAGAACAUGAAACAAGGCCUUGGUUUCUUCAUGGUGCUUUGUUCUACGCACAUAACAGAUACUCCAACACACUUCACAUGUUCUAUUUGCUUAGCUAUUCCCAAUUCUCCCUUGAUAAAACCUUUCCAUAAACAUUUCCUUUAUUUUUUUCUACCACUUCCCCAUAUAUAUUUUUUUCCUGUUAUUCAUAAAAUGGCUUCAGAAUGUGAACUAUUUGAUGACACUUGUUACAGCUGGCCAUAUAAUCCUUGAGAAAGAUUAAAUAAUGUUUCACACAAUGUCUGUCAUUUAAAAAUUUUGGCUGACUCAAUGGAGAUGCAAUGAGGUUUUACCUAUGUUUUAAUUUAUUUCAUUACUUGUUAGUGAGGCUGUGAAUUUUCCAUAUGAACUCCUUCUACUUUUCACUUCAUUCUACAGAAACAGCACAGUUCCUUUGACUACUUGCUAUGUGGAAUCUAUUGAAUUCAGCUGUCUGUAGUACUUCUUCAUACAUAUUUUAAGUACUAAACAUUUGUAUUUGUAAGAUG
This is a messenger RNA of Hyaena hyaena (striped hyena), 4148 nucleotides long. It is a transcript of the gene MEFV, whose product is annotated as MEFV innate immuity regulator, pyrin. NCBI's taxonomy places the organism in Eukaryota, Metazoa, Chordata, Mammalia, Carnivora, Hyaenidae. The record is from RefSeq and is a predicted model, not a curated record. Gene Ontology annotation, molecular function: protein binding; zinc ion binding. The transcript is spliced from 9 exons. The coding region runs from base 50 to 2788 and encodes 912 amino acids.